GUGGUACCGGCGGGGAUCACUUCCAUGGACCAUCUGUCUCCCUCGGCUCAACAAAGAAGGAGGACGCAGGAUGGUGUUAGUCCAUGUCGGCUAUCUGGUUCUCCCCGUCUUUGGCUCGGUUAGAAAUAGAGGAGCGCACUUCACCAGGCAUCAACACAGCCAUGCUACCUCCUGCCGGCACUUUCACCUGGGUGCCCCGCAGGCUCCCAUCUCGGUUGAGUUCCCUUUAGGACACAACAGCCAGCCCCCUCAGACGGGCCUGGCCGCCCACCUUCCUGCCGUGCACCAUCCGCCUCUAACUGCCCUGCCCGCGGCACCUCAAUUCCAGGACGUGUCCGGGCCUCCGUUCCUACCUCAGGCCUUACACCAGCAAUACCUCAUCCAGCAGCAGCUCCUAGAGGCGCAGCACCGACGAAUUCUACCGCACUCCAGAAGAUCCCAGGAGCGUAUUCCACUGAACCCCCACCGAAUGCGCUCUGUCUACGAGUACUCUGCUCCCCUACAAGUCCCCCAGCCGAUGACACAGCAGCCAAGGUACCUUGCCGAAGGCACAGACUGGGAUCUCAGUGUAGACGCCGGCCCCCUUCCUCAUCACCCAUACCACCUACAGCAUCUCCCGCAGCACUACCAGCACUACCUGGCCUCCCCUCGAAUGCACCACUUCUCCAGGAACUCGUCUUCUGCACAAGUGGUUGUGCAUGAAAUCAGAAACUACCCGUACCCACAGCUGCACUUGUUGGCGCUGCAAAGUCUUAACCCCUCCAGGCACGCUACUGCAGUGCGAGAAAGCUACGAGGAGCUGCUUCAGCUGGAAGACCGUUUAGGGAGCGUCAGCAGAGGUGCCGUUCAAACCACUAUCGAGAGAUUUACCUUCCCACACAAGUACAAAAAGAGGAAGCCCCUGCAUUUAAAGAUUGGGGAAGAGGAGGAGGAGACGGACGUGGACGAGAAGUGCACCAUCUGUUUAUCCAUGCUUGAGGAUGGGGAGGACGUCAGGAGGUUACCCUGCAUGCACCUCUUCCACCAAGGCUGCGUGGACCAAUGGCUGGCGACCAGCAGGAAGUGUCCCAUCUGUCGAGUUGACAUCGAGACACAGCUGAACGCUGACAGCUGAUGGGAUUACAACCCCCCCUCCUUCUGUUGGUAGUGGUUCCUGCUUUCUUCCAUCCACAACACAACCCCCACCAUACAUCCAUCCCAAAAUUGGGUGCUUUUGCCAAAAUGUCUCCAGACUAUGACGUGACAUCAUCGCUUUACUGAGCCAAACCAGGAAGUAGACAUGCACGAGGACUCUUUUUCAAACACAAAGCACAUCUCUCUGCGAGGGACACACGCACACACACACACACACACACACACACACACACACACACACACACAUGCACAGGGUUUUCUUUGUAGCUUGCUGGUUCUAUAAGUGGUGACCGUGCUGCUGAUGCUGCUGCUGCUGGUGUUGUUGUACUGUAGGCGCCCUUGGGCUGUGUAGCAUGUCCUUAAAGCCAUGACUUAAAUGUCCCGAGCACUCAAUACCCAAGUUGGCGGCUGUCUCCUUCUCUUUCCCUCUCUCCGAAGCCGAACAGAAAAUGCGUGUUUACCUUUAUAUGAUCGUGAGUAGCAGAAACCAGCGCGUGACUUGUGGCGCCUCCUUUGGGGCCCGAGCGCCAUCUGGUUGAGUGUUUUUUUGUUGUUGUUUUUUAAAAAAUAUUCUAUCGUGCAGCUUUGACGUUUUGCAAUACACUCAAGUAGAAUCAGAGGCACCGAGACACAUGUAAAAUCAAGCGAAAUACAGCAACUUUCCAUGGGAAUUAAAAGGAAAUGAGGUAAAGAAGUAAACGUCUAUUCAUAAAGUGCCAAUUUACCUUGAAAGUACUUAGAAUUCAUAGCAGAAAAUAUAGUUAAAAUUAAAAACAUUUACCGGUAGUGCAAAUUAUGGCAAUAUUUUUUUUAUUUUGUUAUUUUUCUGUCAAAUAAAAAAUAUUUUGCAUAACGUCAAAAUAAAGUGUAAAAUAUGUUUUUAUAUAAAUAUAAAGAAAUGAAACAUAUGCACAUUGUAUAAAAUUUGCAGUGCACCUAUUUCCACUCAACAUCCUCGAUUAAAUCAACCUUCAAUAUUUGUUUUAUAUUUUUGUUCAAUAAAACGAGAAAGGUAUUUUCUUAAAAAUCUAAAAAAAAGAAAAUCGAAGUAUUUAUUACAUAAAAUAUAUUAAUCACCAAAACAUUUAAAAUAUUUAAUGUAAAUUUAGGCAAUAUUCUAUAUUCAAUAAUAAUCAAAUGAAAAUAAAAAUGAUUUAAAUGUCAAAAUGCAGUAUAUAAAAUGUAUUAAAACACAUAUUAAAAUAAAAUGCAUGCACAUUGUAUACAAUUUGUUAAUCAAAAAUUUCAACUUUACUUACUUUUACAUUUAUUGAAUUACCAUGUAUGUAUGUAUGUAUGUAUGUAUGUAUGUAUGUAUGUAUGUAUAUUAGGGGUGGGAAAAUAAGAUUUUUAGAUGCUUUACAAUUCGGACAUUGCCGAUUAGUAAAUGUUAAUCGAUAAUUGCUUUAUUUAUUGUAAAUAAAGUAAUGCAGACAGUUCUAAAAUUUGCAUGGUUGCAGCGAGCCACCUCAUCGAGAGAUUCGACCAGCUCCUUUAUUAUGUUGCAGUUUUGCACACAUUUCCACGAAUUUAAUAAAUUGGAUGGGCAUUUCUUAUCACAAAUGUACUGUUUUUGAAAGUUGCAAGUGAAAUGAAAAGUGUAAAACUGCAUGAAUAUACAUAUAUUAAAGAUGCAUUAAUAUUCUAUUCUUGAUCGUAUCUUAGCUCCCAAAGAUUCCCAUCUCUAAUAUAUACUUUAUGU
Molecule: messenger RNA, 2836 nt
Organism: Nerophis ophidion (straightnose pipefish)
Lineage: Eukaryota; Metazoa; Chordata; Actinopteri; Syngnathiformes; Syngnathidae
Gene: ark2ca
Product: arkadia (RNF111) C-terminal like ring finger ubiquitin ligase 2Ca
Exons: 8
Coding region: 71-1114 (347 amino acids)
Molecular function (GO): ubiquitin protein ligase activity; zinc ion binding
Source: RefSeq, a predicted model, not a curated record